Gadus chalcogrammus (walleye pollock) is the source of this 1304-nucleotide messenger RNA. It is a transcript of the gene mzt2b, whose product is annotated as mitotic spindle organizing protein 2B. Bases 414 to 1037 code for a protein of 207 amino acids. The record is from RefSeq and is a predicted model, not a curated record. The transcript is spliced from 5 exons. NCBI's taxonomy places the organism in Eukaryota, Metazoa, Chordata, Actinopteri, Gadiformes, Gadidae. Gene Ontology annotation, cellular component: spindle; centrosome.
CACGAGGAACAAUUUUCUUGGAUUACGGAUUGUUAUUCUUUAAUAGGUCCAUGAUUGCUAUUUGCCAACACAAAUGGAUCAAAUGAUUAUUUAAACUAUUACUCGGGUAGUUAGUAACUUAGUUCUUUUUUUCCUUUACACCUGUCCAAUUCAAAAUAAAUAUUGCUCGUGACGGUGUUCCUUUGUGUUUUAUCGUUAGUAACCGUGAUGACGUGAAUCUUAAGCGCCCACUUUCCUCAAUGCGUUGUUUAAACUCGACACAGUCAACACUUAAACCACACUUCAUUUUAGUCACUUUACAAUUAAUAUCAAACUGUUUAUAAGGAUGCUAACACUUCGGAUAGACAGUUGAAGCCUUCUUUAUUCUUGGAAAAAAAAAGUAUAUUCGCAUGAAAUAUACCAGGUUUACAUGAAUGAUGUCUCAACAACCCCAGCCGCCCAGUCAGGUACCGCAGGCUCCCGAUUCACCUGUAGUCGUAGUAUCUGGAAAUGUCCAAAAAUAUGCAAUGAAGAAAAAGAAGAUCCUUAAUGCUGAGGAAAGCGAGCUGUUUGAAUUAACCCAAGCAGCUGGUAUCACGAUGGACCAAGAAGUGUUUAAGAUCAUAGUGGACCUCUUGAAGAUGAAUGUUGCCCCACAAGCGGUGUUUCAGACAUUGAAAGCCAUGUGUGCGGGACAGAGGAUCGUUGACACCUGCGCGGCAGACGCGUCCAAAGCGUCACACCCAGCGGGUACCACCACAGCACAGACCACGGAGCACAGAGAAGAGGACACUACUUUGGUCCCUAGCAAGAGCUCUAAGCCUCCUGCAGCCGCGUCCUCGGCAUCAGGCCCCAGGGCCGCGCGGCUGGGCUCUAAGAUCGUGGUCUACGGCUCCCAAGACAAUAGCUCUUCUCAAGUGCGUAGUAAAGCGGGCCAUAGCGAGAAGACGAGGGAGAGCUCCAGCCAGAGGGUGCAGCGGCCCCCCAGUGCCACCAGGGGGCAGAAGACCAAAAGUUCUGGCAGCAGUAGUUCCUCUUCACAGAUAGCUUCGAAUUAAAGUAUCAUGUCAAAUAACGCUGUAUUAACGCAACGGUCAACGGCAAUUGAUUUUAAAUCUAUUGUAUCUUUAUGGUUUACCCACUUGGCGAUGAUAUACAUUUUUUGCCCUGUUAUCUUGGUCAAGUUGGUUGUUUUAAGGCUACAAUUGUAGGCGAACCCAUAUUAACACUGACAAUUAUUUUAACAUUGUUGUUUUUUUUUUGCCUAUAUACGUAUCUAUACCAAAUGUCAAAUAAAAAAUAGUUGUAAUUUAUAAAUCCAUCAU